Molecule: messenger RNA, 294 nt
Organism: Aspergillus welwitschiae
Lineage: Eukaryota; Fungi; Ascomycota; Eurotiomycetes; Eurotiales; Aspergillaceae
Exons: 2
Coding region: 1-294 (97 amino acids)
Source: RefSeq, a predicted model, not a curated record
AUGUCUGAAUGGGACGUGCCUGUCUCCAGUAACAGCUCUGACUUGGAAGCGGAUGAUGUGGGUACUUCCGACAACGUCUCGACUGCACAGUAUGCAGUUGACUUCAAUGAGGUCGAAGAUACCGCAGAUCAGAGGCCUAUGCUGCAGCUAGCUGCUUUCAAUGAGGUGUACGAACCGGGCGACGACGAGUUCAGCCAGUUCGUCUACCAGCGCGAUGUGGCACCUUCUGGCACUGCGGCAGCCAAGAAACAAGAAGACCCCCAGAAGCUCAUUCUGGUUCAGCCGAAGGAUUAG